Morone saxatilis (striped sea-bass) is the source of this 1352-nucleotide messenger RNA. It is a transcript of the gene vbp1, whose product is annotated as von Hippel-Lindau binding protein 1. Bases 51 to 539 code for a protein of 162 amino acids. The record is from RefSeq and is a predicted model, not a curated record. The transcript is spliced from 5 exons. Gene Ontology annotation, cellular component: cytoplasm; prefoldin complex. Gene Ontology annotation, molecular function: tubulin binding. Gene Ontology annotation, biological process: microtubule-based process; tubulin complex assembly; protein folding. Lineage: Eukaryota; Metazoa; Chordata; Actinopteri; Moronidae.
ACUCUCACUCUCUCCUCUGCUGGAUUUUACAGGAGGAUGUCGACUCUUUUAUGAAGCAGCCAGGCAACGAGACGGCAGAUUCGGCACUGAGGAAGCUGGACGAACAGUACCAGAAAUAUAAAUACAUGGAGCUCAACCUGUCUCAAAAGAAACUCAGGUUGAAAAGCCAGAUCCCACAAAUCACACAGACGCUAGAAAUCCUACGACACAUGCAGAAGAAAAAGGAGACCACAGAGCCAAUGGAGACACACUACCUGUUGGCUGACAAUGUUUACUGCAAGGCCUUAGUGCCGCCCACCGACAAAGUGUGCCUGUGGUUAGGGGCUAACGUCAUGUUAGAGUACGACAUUGAUGAAGCCCAGGCUCUCCUAGAGAAGAACCUGUCCACAGCAUCUCGUAAUCUAGAGACACUCGAAGACGAUCUGGACUUCCUGCGAGACCAGUUCACCACCACCGAAGUCAACAUGGCACGAGUCUACAACUGGGACGUGAAGAGAAGGAGCAGAGAAAACCUCCUCAAAUCAGCAGACAAGUCUUAAUAUCGACAGCACAGCGUCCACAUCCCCUUCUGCUAACUAUGUUCUCCUUAGUCAAUAAAAAAACAAACCCCCUCACCCCCCAGGUCAUGUGUAUGUUCACCCCAGAGCUCGACAGAUGAGAGGGCGCGUUUAAAAUAUCUCUAGAAGUUGUAGUGUGCUGCUCGAAUGAAAGCGCGCGCACUAAUUCUGUUUUAUUUUGAAUAUGUUCUCUGUCAAGUCGAGCUCAAUCUUCCACCACUACUGUUUUCUGUUGAUUUGUUACUUUUUAAAGUAUUUUUUCAAGUAAAAACUAACAAAAAAACCAAAGGCAACGAGGCAAUUUUUGUAUUCUUUUUAAUGAUUUAAGUAUGUUCCUGUUAUCUUUGCAGAUUGUGAGUGAGGGUUCUCUCGCAUCGUCUUUUCUCCCCUGCGUUUUCCCUCCUUACUAACCUGCACUUCUAGGGUUUUUUUGUUUUUUUCUCAACUUGCAACAACGUUCACAUAUGGGACUGUUUUACUUGAGUUGUUAAUUCUUUAAAACGCACCCAGUUGCCAUUAUAUUCAGUAGAAUCAGGCCCGUGGGAUGAUCACAACAGAAGACGAAUACAGAAUAAAACAUUUAGGGCUUAGAGGGAUCAACUGUAGUCCUGCUCAUAACCUGCUCCUCCUCCAUCCCCUUCGACUUUUCCACACUCCACUUCCGCAUCUUCCACUUCUUCUCCAGUUUCCCCUUUUAGCCGCUGUUCUGUCUGUAUUUAUUUGUCUCUCACUGUAUUCAUUAAACAAUGAAUGAAGUUAAAGAAGAACAAUUUGGGCAAAGAGAUGAGACCUUGA